Messenger RNA from Liolophura sinensis, 5924 nucleotides. RefSeq lists its product as uncharacterized. The record is from RefSeq and is a predicted model, not a curated record. The transcript has 17 exons. NCBI's taxonomy places the organism in Eukaryota, Metazoa, Mollusca, Polyplacophora, Chitonida, Chitonidae. Gene Ontology annotation, molecular function: guanyl-nucleotide exchange factor activity. The coding region runs from base 207 to 3293 and encodes 1028 amino acids.
UAACUACCACUGGCUGCAGGCAAGUUACUGAGUUAAAAAGACUGUCACCCGUGGGUAAAGUUGAUGAAUUACGUGAAGUUGACCCCUGCAACUGGACAACGCCCUGCCCCAACCCAGGGCGGGCUGGGGUACACUGCUCUUGUUGUCACACUCACUGCCAGUCACACAGCUGUGGACCAGGAGGCUUAGCAAAGUGCCAGACUAAGAUGGAGGACAGUGACCAGUCUGAUCCCACCCUCCUAACAGACAUGACCCCAGAAGGUCAAGAUAUCAAGGACUCUUCAGCAAGACAACCUAUCUCCUCAGUAGGCAUGGGUUCCCCAGGGAGCGAUGCACCAGAUCAACUUACCAUGGUUGAGGAGAUGGUGAUGGAGAUGAAGUCUGGCUUUGUCACAGUCCUGGAGGAACUAGCCAAGAUACAGUUUGAUGAGAGGAAACAGAAGGAGUGGCUGGAGAGAGCGAGCCAGUAUGAGACACAGAUUGCUCAGCUGACAGAUACUGUGGAGUCUCUCAAGGUUGAGUUGAGUAAGAUGUCUGAACAGAUGAAAACGUAUGGCGAACAUAAGGAUAUUUUGUUGCAGGAGCUACAACGCAAUGGUCACCUGUCCAAUCACUGCAGGGAGCGUCUGAACCUUAAGGCAGAGGUGACAACCCUACAGAGUGACUUUGACAGUGGGGUGAAUCUCCCUCAGCAGUGCGGCUCCUCAGGGGGUGCCACUACACCCCCAGGGUUAUCUCCCAUGGUCAAACCAUUCAUGGAAAGCUUGCCCACAACCAAUGGGGUAAAACACGGAGAAGAUCACUAUGAUUCAGACUCUGUCUCCAUUACUGCUCUGGCCAAUCGUAGCCUACAGCUGUCAGAGACACUGAGAGCAAAGUACCAGGAUGCGAGCUCACGAGAAUCCAGCAAUGGAGAUGAGCAGGAGAACAGCAGUUUUGAGGAUACUUUGCUGUCUGUGAAUAAAAUGAAUGGUGGACAGCAGUAUCCAGGAUUGACCAGUAAGAAUCAGUUACAUGACCAGGCUUUUUCAGAAAAGCAGAGGCAAAGAUUAACGUCUGAAAUUUUGUCGUCUGAAAGAAAGUACUGCUCGACCCUGUGGACCCUGAUAGAUGACUACAUCAGCCCCCUGAGACAGAUGAAUCUGAUGUCCAGCCAUGAGCUGAACUGUAUCUUCCCACCCUACCUCACCCAGAUGUACGCGCAGCAUUGCUCCAUUCUCAGGAAGCUGGAGGAUCGUGUUCUCAACUGGCGCUGGAAUGGUAUCGUCGGCGAUAUAUUUGCUAAACUGACAGACACGCAGGAGAAUGACCUUUUAACCUUGUAUCGUGACUAUGUCAGUGAUUUCCCAACAGCCCUGAGUAACCUUAACACCUGGAAAAUGAAGUCCAAGAAAUUCAGCAGCUUUCUUAAGAAUCAUCACCAUGGUCCAGGCUCUGAGGGAACUGAUGUGACCACGCUGAUAUUAGCGCCGGUCCAGAGGCUGGCACAUUAUGUACUCCUUAUUAAGGAUUUGUUGCGAUUCACGGAUGACAACCACUCUGACCGUUAUUACCUGGUGGCCUCUUUAGCAAUCCUGAGAAAUUUCCUCAACCAGCUUAAUGAGGAAAUCCAGCAUGUGGUCCAGCUUGUGGAGGAGAACAGACGGUCCAGCCAAUCAACGGCAGCCUCAGUGAAGUCUAGUGCCAGUAGUAAUGAGGUGAUUAAUGUGCUGAGUGCCAGGGACAGUGGUAUUCACUCCACAGGGGAGGAGAUUGUCAAGCUACAUCAAUCCCCACCACCGAGACAACUUGUGUCGCGCCGUAACCAGAAGCCUGAAAACCUGAAGUACAGCAGACAAGGAAUGGACUCAUACAGCAGGCGACUACGGCUGGCAACCAGCCAGCCUAAUAUCAACCGACUGAUUACCCCGCACCAGAGACAGGAAGCUCCUCACAGGGAGCGCUCCAGACGUUCCCAGGGGCGCAAGACGGUAGAUUCCUUCCCCAUGAUGCAGAGCUUACUGCCUCAACGGUCGGCUUCCCCGAGCGUACGCCACUCAGCGGUUCCCCGCCUUCAGCUGGAGGACUAUUAUGAGCCGAUGGUGGUGGCGGAGUCACGGUCGUAUAGGGAGGAGCCUAUGUACCAGCGUCCUCGCUCAGUGGUGGGGCAGUCCUACAUGUAUGAGGAUUACGAGAUGGACCGCCUGGCUCAGCUUGCACAGAACCGCCCCCAUUCGGCCACAGAGGAAGUGCUGCUCAGGGACAGCAUGUUCCACACAGAUGCAGAGUUGCAGCUGCAGCGCAUGCUCGAUCUGCAGGAGAACAAUUACCCACCAUCAGCAAAACGCAACGUAAAAGCUAGGGAUCGCUUAUCCCUGACGCCUGACGAGGAGCAUUAUGGUAGCCAUGGUGUGCGGAAUGGUCGCCCUCGUGACCUGGGGAAACUGACCGGUAUUGACCACUUGAUUGAGUCUGGGCUGCUGAUGAGGUCACAGUCUCCCCAGGGUGGAUUUAGCACACACAGGGAAGACGCUUACACUCAUGAUUACGGGAUAUUUGGUGACAACGAUGAUGUGGAGGAAGAUGAUGAUGGUGAUUACAGACCUGCUACGUUGUCAUCAACGAUGGAUCCAGUGUUGUCUUCAGUAGACGAUGGGAGGAGCAUUUCGAAGUCUAAGAGUCAAGGCAAUGUUCCUGUCUCAUUGACCAAUGGCUAUCAGCUUGAGGAACAUGCUAAUGAUAAUUCACCCCGGGAUCAUGCUUUGCCAUCAGCCUCUAACACAAACAUGCACUCUGACUAUUCUGUGUCCGAUGACCAGCUCCAGACUCUAGCAGAACAAAACAUGCAGUCACAGCAGCACAUCACCACAAAGACUUUACUGGAGAUGACACGUGGUAAACUGACACCUGUCAAACCUCCCGAUCAAUCACAGGCUGAAGCGGGUAUGGCUGACCCUCAUCAGGAGGAGCAAUUAGCCGUGACGUCCAUCCCACCCAUGCCCUCCACCCUGCCACGCCCUGACUCAAGGCAGGGCAAAGUCACGCCUUUGAAGCUACCCAAGAAAAAGACUCAGGACAAAGCUAAGAUUGGCUUCUCCAAUACCCUGUCCAGAUCCGUCGAUGAUGUCUCCAAAAAUAAGAAGAAGAACAGCAUUAGAGAUUCUCUGAAAAAUAUUUUCAACAAAAAAAAAUCUGAUAAUAAGGCAUGUGAGAAUGACGUAUCAAAUGGUCUGGUUUGCAAACCAUUGAUGGAGGAGGUAAACACUCUAUGUAAAUGUCAUGCAACUUCUGCUGGCAAAGAGACUAGUUCAUAACUGCAUGUAGGUCAAGGUCAAAUAGGCCGAAGGUGAGACAUUGGCCAGUUGGUUUGAAACAGUUGGUUUGGAACAGUUGGUUGAACAUGUAACAAGUUUAUAGCUGUAACCAGUUGUUCAUCAGACAAGACCUUGUUGUCUGUUACAUUGUAUGCGAGGGGAAGUUUUCUGUAGGUGCCUUUGCAUUUGUUCUGUUUUCUGUUUGGGUUCUUCUUGAAAACUUUAAAGUUUGUGGGAUGUUUUUGUUCCGUUGUAUUUGGUCCAGGUAUUAACGUUUGUUUUUUCGUUUCUUGUUCCAGUUUAUCAUUAAUCUGUAAACUUGUGAUAUUUGUAGCAAACGUCAACAACCUAAGAAUAACCUGAAGAGUAAUCAUCAUCUGCUCUUCCACUUUAUCAAACAUUCCUCAGAGAAGUGUCUUGACGGAUAAACUGUUGGCUGAAAUAGAAUUUCCCCGCUAAUAACUCAAUACAGAUAAACCUCUGUUCUUAAAAAUGUUAAUGUAAUUAAGAAAAGGGUAAAGAGACCAUCUGUAACCAUCUGUCAGAAAGGUCUAAUAUUUGAGAAUCCUUAUUUGCCAAUGUUUAUCCAAUUAUCCAAAGGGUACUCCCAUUUCCUCUAUCCAUGAUUCUGGCCACCACCAUGUAAGCCAAAAAUUCUGGAGUAUCAGAUAAAGCGAUGAUACAUUUGAGGUUUGCUCAAUGUACUAUCUGGUAAUUUCACUCAGAUUGUUAGUGGAUCCAAAUUGAACCUAGCUAGCUGUUGUUUAUUUUGUUAUGAAUUCUGCUAAUACCCGUCUUCUGAUCACAGGGGGACCAGUCAGUCAGCGGCACCCAGUGUGGAUUCGGGGAAUCCCUCCAGUUCUGAGACCAAACCAUCACAACCCUCGGCAGAGCCUCAAUCUACACAACUCCCAGCAGAGCCUCUGCCCAAGGUUCCACCCCUCGCCAGCCCUGACACAGACUUAGCAUUCUCCCCUGAUGCCGCCCCACGUUCUCCAGACUGGGUUCUCCAGGGCUCCCAUCUCUCGCAGCUUACUCUCACCCCUUUGCCUAGACAGAAGCCCCCGAGGAAGCCCCCACGGGCUCGCCGCCCAGCCACCCUGACAGGCACAUUUCGUGACGAGACUGGAGAACCCUACAGCCCUGUCUGAGCUACCUGUAGAAGAACCCUACAGCCCUGACUGAGCUACCUAUAGGAGAACCCUACCAUGUUCUCUGAGAUACCUGUAGGAACCUGGUUGAUGUGAGACUUCGGCUAUAAGCCCACACCACACACUGGAAAAACAUUUGCUGUGCCAGAAUGGAAGACUCAUGACACGUAGUCUGGAAAAAAUUCUUCAUAAUUUUGUGUCAGCAGGCUGCACCCAUUUCUGUAUCAGAUAUUUUGGCAUGCCAAUGCAGAUUUUGUAUUGACACACAUGCCAGCUCACAAGUAUUAUGCGAUGCCCUGUUUUCGCUGAACAUUGUUGAUUCGGUACUCAAUUUCCUUGUAGCAAAUGUUUUUCUUUGGGACCAUAGUAUAACACAAAACAAAUUUUUUGUUACAUCAAAGCUUUUGAUGCAGCAUAGAUCUGAUCCCACCAGUACACAACAAAGCUGCUUGAGGGAAGCAUCAGUUGCAGUGUUUCUGUACGGAAUCGGUAUGCAAAUGUCCAUGUAUGACCUGUAACAUACUAGAGCAGUUUUUGCCGCACGUUACAUGAUUGCGACAGAUUAUGGUCUCAGUCAUAUGCACUGCCACACCCAUCCAUGUCGAUGAAAUGUGGUUUAUGAAGUAUUUGAAAAUUGCAACCGGUUGUACUUGGAAUUGCUCCCUGAAAGUAUAAAGUGUAAACUGAACACCUUAUUAUGGGGUGUGUCAUCAUGACACCAUUUCUAUGGUGAAAAAAGGUUUUGGUAUUAUGUAGUAAAUAAUCUGGUUUAGUUUUGUCCUUAUACAUCAUAAACAUUUUUAUGUUAAAAAAUUUACACUUUUAGUUUUCAGCUGUCUCUCAGAAUAAGGUUUUUUUUUUUAUCGUUUUCAUCAAUUUACUAUUUUUUAAUUAUGGCAAAAAAAUUCAUCGUUGCACUUCUAAUUUGACAUUUUCAUCCAGUAAGAUUCUUCCUUUUGUUUUUUUGACAGAGCGUAUACACAUAUGAGAAUUUUCUAAGCUUCGUCACUCAUUAGAAAGCUUCACUUCAAGGUGUGACUACAUUUAUGUGCAGCACAUAUAUAUUACACACUUAAUGUGUCAAAUUCAUCAUUGAGUAUAAGCAAACUAUUCUCAUAUAUGUCGGUAACAGGGACAGAUUAAUAGAGCUAUUAACGUGUUCUAAAUCCGUAUCAGUCAUGCUAGUACACUUGCUAUUUAACGAGAGCAGACUGGUUCUGUUCUGUUUUAAUGUAUUAUUUAUGUACACCAGUGCCUUAUUUCUAUAUACAUAUAUGGUUGUCUGCACUAUUUAGCUGUAUAUAUCCUGUUAUCAUGCAGUUGGACUAUUACAUUCUUCAUUACUGGCUGACUUUGUAAUGUAUAUUUUUGAGAUAAAUCUAUAAAAAAUUGUUGUAUGUAAGACAGAGGAUAUCAAAUCACCACAACUGUUUCACCACAGUGAUUCAAGAGUAUUUAAGUUUUGUAGAAUAUUGAACAU